Molecule: messenger RNA, 1129 nt
Organism: Drosophila mauritiana
Lineage: Eukaryota; Metazoa; Arthropoda; Insecta; Diptera; Drosophilidae
Gene: BORCS6
Product: BLOC-1-related complex subunit 6
Exons: 3
Coding region: 123-1028 (301 amino acids)
Biological process (GO): lysosome localization
Cellular component (GO): BORC complex
Source: RefSeq, a predicted model, not a curated record
GGUAUAUACCAGUAAAUUCUUUGUUUUGGUUUUCAUUCAGAACUUUGUGAAAAUUGACUUAAAUUUCUUAGUCUGCCUGAAGUUCUUUUGAUUGAAAAUAACUUUCUUAAGAGCAGUGCAGAAUGUCGCACCGCCACCAGGACAUUCCCAUCCGCCCACGCUACGGUUAUGUGGCCGAAGAGAGUGGCCCUGUGGAAGGAGCCAGGAGUUCCGGAUCCGGAGCCACGCCCGCCUCCUCCUACACGGAAAUUCCGUUCCUGGCCCAGUAUCCGGGAGCGGUGCCGGAGCACGUGCUCCAGGAUCUGACGCCCACGGCCACUGGCCAUGCUGCGAUUCCCGGAAGCUCAAAGACAAGACCCAACGGCGAGAACUACCUCAACCUGGAUUCCGGCGAGGAUCCCGACGAGGAAGACGAUCCCUUGGAGGAGGAGGACAACAGCAACUCGAAUAGCAACUCCAAGGGCAGUUCCGGCGACAUCGAGAGGCCCAGACUGAAGGCAGAGAGCACUGUGCCCUACGAGCUGGAGGGCGAAACCAGUGACUCAGACGGAAUGCGGCACUUUGUGGCCCACGACCUAGAGGCCAAGUUGCGCGAGCGAGUGACUGCCUCGUCCUACUCCUCGGAGCACACCACGCCCCUGAGCUCCAUGGGUCCCAUUGGAGCCACUUCCGGCAACGGUCUGCUCACGCGGCGGUUCCUGCAGUCGCGCAACAUUCCCGAAGUGGACGGCAGCGUCUUGAGCGACAUCGAACUGGAGGCCCAGUACUUGGCUAGCUCGGUGGACAAUCUGAUGGAGAACCUGGGCAACCUGCUGCACUCGAUCUCCUCCAUAACGGCCGACAACGUGGAAGUCCACCGCAGCGCCGUCAACAAGCUGACGGACACCUUGGACGCGAACAUCAAGUGCCAGUACCAAUUGCUGGCCAAGGCGGAGGAAAUCACCAAGUCGAUGAAACCCACAGAGCAGCUGGGUCAGCGCAUAAGGCAGAUCAAACGGCUGGUGGACAUGUUGGACAGCACCAUGUAAAAUACGGCUAAGCUAUCCUGUGAUCAACCAAUCAAAAAGAUCUUGUGUUUCUAGUCAUUCCGUAAAUACAUAUAGUGUUAUAAAAUCCAUAUGGAAAGAUA